AUGGUAGGUAAUAAUUCGAUCAGGAAAAGCAAUUAUCUUAGACUUGAGAAAACUCCUGUACAAAAGGUUCCAAAAAUUGAACUUAUGGUAAUGCUCAUAAUAAAUUAUUAUACAGAUUAAUUGUCCUUUUUUUUGUUAGAUGCCAUUUCACAAAACUUGGCCUCAAGCAAGAAGCGAAAAAGACAGGAGGAGAAGGGGACGUAUGAGCAGUACUAACAGGAGCAGAAAAGAAGGCAAAGAAUUAAGAGGGUGAGGUUCUCUGUCAUGUUAUUAAAAACUUUUGAAUCAAAAUUUUGAGUAUUCAAAUGGUAAUUGUUUUAAUUGGCCAAGAAGGUAUACUGUACAUCCUUCGCUGUUAGGACUGGAGUAGAGGGGAGUAAAGUUUGUAAUAUUAUACGGCUUCUAUUUGCAAGUGUGUGAUGUGUGUUUCUUUCUAUGUAAUUCAUUUUCCAGAAGAUUAACUGAUUGUUACCCUAGUGGUCUUAAGCUAGCUGUUCCAGAGUCCUAACCGACCGCAACUACAUAAGUUUAAGAGCAACAACUAACAUCAUUAUCUCUCGCUCAGUGUUAAUUUUUUGCAACUGUGUUGGGGUUCAGAUAAUCAGUAUAAAAGUAGCUUUUGAGUUGCCAUGUGAUGUUUUAUGCAAAAAAUUAGCUGAAUUACUGAGUUUUUUUUUUCUCUCUCUCUCUCUUUUGUAUGUAGAAGCUUGAUAAAAGACUGAAAGCCGUCACUGAGGAGGAAAGGGAUGGUGACCUGUUUUCAGCCCUUCAUGCAAGCCUUGUGUCUUCAGAUGAGUCUGACACGGAAGAUAAUUCCUUGAGAACCAGGCCUCUGUCUUGGAGAACAGAGAAUGUGAACAACUUUUCUAAACUUUUGGAUGGAAGAGCGAAGGCAGCAAUGACCUCCCAACAAAGGAGACAAUCAGUUAGUCGAAGACAAGGUGUUGCCAGUGAAAGAGGGACAGACACUGUUCCAGGACAUUUGAAAUGGGCUGUGUGCAAUUCCCCAUAA
Molecule: messenger RNA, 1012 nt
Organism: Porites lobata
Lineage: Eukaryota; Metazoa; Cnidaria; Anthozoa; Scleractinia; Poritidae
Source: the annotation of a GenBank genome assembly